AUGGUCUGUCAUGUCCAUAGUGCUCCUUCCGACGACGACGUCACCAUGUUUUCUCAUGUUCCUAAACCCAAGAGGGUCUACCAAAUCUGGCCUGGCAAUAACAAAUUCUAUUGCGGAGGGAGACUAGUAUUUGGUCCAGAUGCGUCUUCGCUUCUUCUAACCACAGCUAUGAUUGGAGGUCCUUCGCUCACUUUCUGCAUCCGUAUGGCUUUUUUGAUCGGGCAACGCCAUCAUCUGUUCCACUCUCUUGUUUUGAUGGGUGCACUUUUGCUCACACUCUUGGAUUUCAUAUUUCUCUUCUUAACAUCGUCUAGAGAUCCCGGGAUUAUCCCAAGGAGCAAAGAAACGCCAGAAGCAGAAGGGCUUGAUGUGAUGAGUCAAUCCACAGAGUGCGUAAACAACAAGCUCGGUUCCACAAAGUUGCCUCGAACCAAGGAUAUAAUGGUGAAUGGCUACACUGUCAAAGUCAAGUUCUGCGAUACUUGUUUGCUUUACCGUCCUCCUCGCGCCUCUCACUGCUCUAUCUGCAACAACUGCGUCCAGAGAUUUGAUCACCACUGUCCAUGGGUUGGCCAAUGCAUCGCUUUACGGCGGUGUUUGCAGAGAAACUAUCCGUACUUCAUCUGUUUCAUAUCAACAUCAACACUCCUCUGCUUGUACGUCUUCGUCUUCUCGUGGUUCAGCAUGCUUGAGGUACACGGCAAGAUGUUAUUGUUAAUGGUCAUCACAGACGACUCCGUAUUUGUUGCUCUCAUCCUCUACUGCUUCGUCGCCGUCUGGUUUGUCGGUGGGCUUACUACAACUUAUGAGAACUUCCGGUACCGAUAUGACAAGAAAGAAAACCCUUACGCAAAAGGUUUCUUCAAGAACCUAUAUGAGUUGUUCUUUGCGAGGAUCCCACCUCCCAUGAUCAAGUUCAGAGACUGGGCUCCAGAGGAACCCGAUGCCGAGGUUGGAUCCAUCGCAUCUGAGCUAGACAGAACCUUUGGACCCCGAGGAGAUAAGUAUGACAUGGAGAUGGAGAUUGGCGAUUGCAAAACUAGCAAGACCGGUUUGCAUCUCCAGGCACUGGACAACAACAACCAAAUUGAAGAAACUGUCAAGAGGAAAGGUUUCAGUGAAGGCACCAACACGGCGUUUUACAUGCCUGGGAUUCAAGAACCAGAGAUUAUUACAAGAAACUCCUCGAGCGUUGAUGUGAGAUCGAGAUAG
Molecule: messenger RNA, 1212 nt
Organism: Thlaspi arvense
Lineage: Eukaryota; Viridiplantae; Streptophyta; Magnoliopsida; Brassicales; Brassicaceae
Source: the annotation of a GenBank genome assembly